AUGUUACGAUCUCAAAGUAUAUCAAAUAUAAAUGAAAAGAAGUCUACAAAAUUUUAUAAUCCCUUCAAAAAGACAUCAUUUAGUAAUUUAAAUAAUUCAUCAAAUUCAAAUAAUUCAUCAACUACAGAAAAAAGAAAAUCAAGACCUUUAAGUACAAGUAUAUCAGCUAUAAAUUUAAAAAUAUCAUCACCAAUUUUAAAUUCUUCUAAUAAUAAUGUUUCAUCACCCACAAUAGAAUUUGGAGAUGAAGAUAAAGAAAACAUAAGGUUGAAAACAAGAUCAAGUACUCCAAAUCUCAAAAAUAAUAGUAAUGACAGCAACAAUACCAAUAAUAUCCCAAGAACAUCAACUAAAAAUAUAUCAUCAACUACAAACCGAUUAAAAAGACUUUCUUAUCUAGGUUCACCAAUUAAAGAAGAUCGUGUAAGUCCAGUUACAAUUAAUUCUCAAAUUGAUUCAAUCUUUGAUCAAUCUUCAAUAACCUAUAUAGAUAGUGAUAUCGAAGAAGAUAUUUCUUCAACUAUUUCAUCAAUUGAAAAACCUGAUCCAAAUUAUACUUAUUCAAAACAACAACAACAACAACAACAACCACUAACAAAUUCACAAUCUUUACAAAAUAUUUCAAAUCAGACUAAAAAAUUACAUAGAACAACAAAUUUAUAUAAUUUAAAUGAAUUUGUUAAAAAGAUUCAAAUUGAAAAUAAUAAUAGAAAAUCCAUUGAAAUUGAAAAUAAUGAAAUUUUAAAAUUGAAUUCAAAUUUAAAUUUAAGAAAUGAUAAAUAUUUAUCUAAAAUUUCAAUACUUGAAAAUUUUAUAAUGUUAUCAACUAAAUUAAAUAAUUAUGAUCAUCAACUGCAAGAGAAUGAACAACUAGAUUUAAAUAAUGAUAUUGAUUGGAAUCAUGUUUUUAAAAUUGAAGAAUAUAAUAAUGAACUGGACUUUUUUGAAAUUGAUGGUGAUCAAUUGUAUUUAAUGUUUUAA
Lodderomyces pseudojiufengensis is the source of this 981-nucleotide messenger RNA. RefSeq lists its product as uncharacterized. NCBI's taxonomy places the organism in Eukaryota, Fungi, Ascomycota, Pichiomycetes, Serinales, Debaryomycetaceae. The record is from RefSeq and is a predicted model, not a curated record. Bases 1 to 981 code for a protein of 326 amino acids. The transcript has a single exon.